Molecule: messenger RNA, 2257 nt
Organism: Nezara viridula (southern green stink bug)
Lineage: Eukaryota; Metazoa; Arthropoda; Insecta; Hemiptera; Pentatomidae
Source: the annotation of a GenBank genome assembly
AUCGGGCGUUCAGUUGGUGUUUGACAGUUCUACUCUUAGGAGAUAUUAUGGUGUGGUGGUUGCUAGCUGGAGUGAUCUGCUUCUCGGUGCAGGCGUUGGCCUUCGUUGACACGGAUCCCUACUGCUUCUCGGACGAUCACGAUCCGUAUAACCUUUUCGCUACCAAAACCGCAUAUGAGGUGGUCCGGGAUAAGAAGCUCAGGAUUGGAGUCGUUCCUGAUUGCACCCCUGUCAUGAUCUGGGGAUUGUUCCGACACGGAACGCGAUUUCCACAUACCGACGAAAUCAAACAGCAGAUGGGCCUGUCAACCUUCAGGGAUUCCGUACUCCGGAACAGCCCGCAUGACAUAGACAUGUGCAAUGAAGACAUUGACUUACUGAAGGAGUGGUCAUAUAACGUGAACAUGUCCGAAGCCGAUCUUCUUACGCAAUCAGGUGUCACAGAACUCCAGCUACUUGCCAAAAGAUUAAGGAGCAACUUCCCUGAUAUACUAAAUGCACAUUAUACGGAAGACCGAUUUAAGAUCCGAUACACUUCAAAAGAAAGGACGAAGCAAAGUGCUGAAGCAUUCACGACAGAACUUUUCGGAAGUCCUAUUGGUCUCUCGGAAAGCUUCAUAGACGAUGAACUGUUGGAGCCAAAUCAUAACUGCUCAGUUUGGAAGAGCAGCACACAAAGUGAAGGUUUAAAAAGAGAAACUACAAAGUUUAGAAGCAGUCACUUAAUGAAAUCCCUAGUCUCUUUUGUAAGCAAAAGAUUGGGUUUCCGGUAUAACUUGACUUACCAAGCAAUGCAUGACCUAUACGAUAUGUGUCGCUUUGAUAAAGCAUGGAACUUCAAAGUUCAUUCUCCAUGGUGUUCUGCUUUUGAAAAACAACAUCUGAAGGUAAUGGAGUAUGAUGAGGACUUGGAUUACUACUAUCGUUCUGGAUAUGGUAAUCCAUUUACUGCCAAGUUAGGUUGUCCGUUGAUCAGAGAUAUGAUUGAAACCCUUAAUAAUCGUACUCUGGUUAACACUACAGAAGAAAGUACAGGACCAUCAGCUGUUUUCAAUUUUGCUCAUUCAAUUACAGUAAGGGCAGCUCUCAUUAAACUUGGUAUAGCCAAAGACAACAAUCCAAUCACUGCAGACACUUUUAGUACAAGUGAAAAAAGACAAUGGAGAACUGCUUUCCUUACUCCAUUUGCUGGCAAUUUGAUAGCAGUGUUGUACAAGUGUGCCGACCAGCAGUAUAGAGUCAUGUUCUUCCUAAAUGAACAAUAUGUUGAAUACGAGAGAUGCAAAGUGGGACUGUGCGAUUGGUCUUAUAUAUAUUCAACAUUUAAAUCUGAAAUAGACCCAUCAAGAUGUAACAGAGAUUUUUGCGAAACUUCAGGCAGUUCUACAGUUGUUCCUACAAUAGUAGUUUUAGGAUUGGUUCUAUUAAAUUUAUUUACCAGGUUUUAUUAACGUAUUUUAGAGGAAGAAAGAGUUAUGAGAUGUAAAUAGUAGUGAUAAAAACAAAAUCCAAUUUUAAGCAGAAUAAAAAAAUUAAGCCAUUGAUUGGAACAAUUAUGUGUGUUAAUAAAAGCUAAAUAUUUUUUUACUUGUUUUAGCAUUUAAUUUAUCUUAUCUUUAAUACAUUAUGUUUAUAAUUUUUGUUGGCAGCUUCACAUUUAACUUUAUGUUUUUAGAAAUUUUCCUUGAUGAACAGUGAGUGUUCAUCAUUCAUAAAAAUAUUGCUAAUUAUCAUAAGUGCACAAAAAGUUUGUCCUUAAGAAGGUAGUAAAUUAUGUAAAAGCUUUUGAAUAAUUGUAGUACAGAAAUCAAGGUAGAUGCAAUAAGAAAACAUAAUUUUUUGAAUUAAUUAGACAUUAACAGACUAAAAUGUCAAUAAUCUGUCACUCUUCUGAUUUUCCUACUAAAAUAAACAAUCAUUUUAGAAGUAAUUAAUAAAUAUAAACAUUUGACUUAUGUGAACAAGGACCAUGAAAAACAAAUAUCAAGUGAGCUGCAAAUUUAAAGAUAAAGAAGGAAAAGGAAGCACGAAAAAUGUUUAACUUUUCUUUUUAAAAAAAAAGUUUUUUAUCCAUAUCAAUAAAAUUAAAGUUGUGCUAAAAUUUAAAAAACUCUGUUUUUUAAACAUUUUGUUACUUUAAUUAAUUAAUUAAUAAAUAAUUAUUUUAUACAUCUAGCAUUUAUUUUCCUCCACAAGUGAUAGAUUAUCGACCUGUUGCUGCUGACUGUUCAGCAUUUAUAAUAAAAUGUUUAUAAAA